CAUUCUCACUGCUUCCUGUGUGCCCAUAGCACCGUCGGGCUUACCGCAAUUCUCCUGCUCCGGGGUGGGACAGGGCCUGGCGCUUUGAGCGGUGGGAUCUUAGGGCUGGUGCCGUGACGUUGGAGCAGCCGUGAUAAGUCAUGAUGUUCCGGACGUUAUACAAUUACUUUUGGUGGGAUCGGCUCUGGUUGCCCGUGAACCUGACCUGGGCUGACCUGGAAGACCGCGAUGGGCGGAUCUAUGCCAAGGCCUCGGACCUCUACAUCACCAUCCCGUUAGCCUUCCUCUUCCUCAUCGUCAGGCAUCUCUUCGAAUUGUAUGUGGCUACCCCACUAGCUGGACUUUUGAAUGUCAAGGAGAAGAUCCGAUUAAAAGCCACCCCGAAUCCCGUGCUAGAAAAGUUCUACGCUUCGUCCACGAAACACCCCAAGCAGGGUGAUGUCGAGAUGCUCUCCAAGAAGAGUGGCUGCACGGAGCGGCAGGUGGAGCGCUGGUUCCGACGCCGGCGCAAUCAGGACCGGCCCAGCUUGCUCAAGAAGUUCCGGGAGGCCAGUUGGCGAUUCACCUUUUACCUUAUUGCUUUCAUUGCUGGCAUGGCCGUCAUAGUGGAUAAACCCUGGUUCUCUGACCUGAGGGAGGUGUGGAAAGGUUACCCGGUCCAGACCACACUGCCGUCUCAGUACUGGUACUACAUGAUCGAGCUGUCCUUCUACUGGUCCCUCCUCUUCAGCAUCGCCUCGGACGUGAAGCGCAAGGACUUCAAAGAGCAGAUCAUCCACCACGUGGCCACCAUCAUCCUGAUCAGCUUCUCCUGGUGCGUCAACUACAUCCGGGCCGGGACGCUGAUCAUGGCCCUGCACGACUCUUCUGACUACCUGCUGGAGUCUGCCAAGAUGUUCAACUACGCCGGCUGGAAGAACACCUGCAACAACAUCUUCAUCGUGUUCGCUGCCGUCUUCAUCGUCACUCGCCUCGUCAUCCUGCCCUUCUGGAUCAUGCAUUGCACAGUGAUCUACCCUCUGGACCUGUACCCGCCCUUCUUCGGUUACUACUACUUUAACUGCAUGAUGGUGGUGCUGCAGUCGCUGCAUAUCUUCUGGGCCUACCUCAUCAUCCGCAUGGCCCACAAGUUCAUAACUGGAAAGGUGGUGGAAGACGAGAGGAGUGAUCGCGACGAGACGGACAACACGGAGGAGGAGGAGGAGGUGACGAAGAACGGGCCCCUUUCCAACGGGCACCCCGUCCUAAACAACAACCACCGGAAAACCGACUGAUUUCAGGCGCAUGCGGACGUGGCGUCAGCGUGCUGCCCGGUCCCACCACCGCAGGCGUGAGCUGAGAGAGCCAAACUUUGAGAACUUCAGCUUCCACCCUGCCGCCAACCAUAGUACAAGGGUCUCCUGCCUGUCCCCUAGAAAUAGUUACUCCCCCUCUUCUCUCCUCAGAAGGGAUCUAGUGGAAAUAGCUGACCCAGCUAGGGGGGAGACUAGAGGAACGGACCCUGCAGUGCCAGCACCACCCCUCCACGUGUGCUUAGAAUGCGCCAUUCUUCCUUGUCACUGCAGAUGGAAAUGUGCCAACCUUGGGAGAGGGAGGGGUGGUAGCUCUUUGUACCACCAGACAGUAGUGUCCUUUCUCUCUCCUCACCCAGCUGCCUUAAAACCAACCGGGGAGGCAAGGAUUCCCUUCUCCAAGGCUAGCAGGCCCUGUCUCCGAACUAGAGCAGUACGGUGGAAGCCUUUGUGCCGGCAGCCAUUGCUGCAGGAGGGAGGGGGGCAGGUUGCUCUCAUGGUGGUUUGGUUUGGUUUGGUUUUUCACACACAUGCAGAAGGCUGGUGCCAGUUCCUUCCCAGGCUGUUCUUGGCAAGGCACGGUUUCACGGCCUCCUUAGUUGCUCUUUUCCUCUGGAGUUUCCAGAAAGGAAUCCCCUAGCUGUGUUGCUGGUGGAAAUAACACACACAGCUGAACUCGGUUGUCUCCUGUGUCCUCUGAGGCCUUGGGGGCAAUUGCAAAGACUCGCUUGUUCUCCCUUGUUGUCAGUUGUUGGGUUUUUUAAAUGACUGCAAGGCCUCCCCGGCCACCUGUUUAGCUGCAGUGAGGGAAUCAAAUCUUAGGGAAGCCAGAGCCCACCCUGUCAGUCCCAGCUCUGCAGCUUCGCUAGUCUGAGCCUGUGCAGGCCCUCGGGGGAGCCAGCUGCAGCCCAAAGGUGUUCAGGGGCUAAGAUGAUUACUGGCUCCCACUGUGAAGGGGGCCUCGUUUUGAAAGAAGCCCCUGGUUCACAUCUUGGCUUUACUUGCCACAGCCAGCGAACAGUGGUCAGUGCUCUGGCGGCUGGCUCCCCGGCAAGCAAAGGGCUGGGAGGAGCUAAGUCCCUGGCUUGUGCUAGGGCGUGUGAAUAAAGAGCAGCCCUAGUGACCUUGUGCUGUUUACAGCUCUCCACCCCAGUGACAGACCUGGGCAUCAGGUGCCAUUUGUUAUCCCAGGGGAGAGGCUAAAGGAAGUAGCUGAAUGUCUGAGUAUUAAUGGCUGAUUUAUUAGACAACACUAUUGAGUAUUUGCUGGAAGGAAGCUGGGCAUCGUAAGACACUACCUAAUCCCUAUUUCAGCAAGGACUGAACACAUCCCAUUGUUUUGCGCUAUAAAAAUUGGUUCUGACCAGCUUUAAUGAUCUAUUCCAUGUCCCUUUUUUUUACACUCUCGGUGUACAGACAUUUUCUCCUCCUCCCUGGUUAUAGAUGGACAAAUGAAUCAAACUUAUUUUUUUCUAUUUAUUUUUUUAAAGCUAGGACUAAGUACAAAAAGGAACUGGACCACAGAGAGUCUCACGUCAAAACCAAUUCGGGGGGGGCUGACAUGCUGCAGGCAAUAAAACUUUCCAGGCUAGACAGGGGUUGGAGACAAGGACCAUUAACCUAACUUCAGACCAAAAUGUUGUUUUUUAAAAGUUAAAAUUUAUUAAAAGUUAAAACUAAAACUUCUGUACAA
Molecule: messenger RNA, 2985 nt
Organism: Pelodiscus sinensis (Chinese soft-shelled turtle)
Lineage: Eukaryota; Metazoa; Chordata; Testudines; Trionychidae
Gene: CERS2
Product: ceramide synthase 2
Biological process (GO): ceramide biosynthetic process
Cellular component (GO): membrane
Molecular function (GO): DNA binding; sphingosine N-acyltransferase activity
Source: RefSeq, a predicted model, not a curated record